AUGGAUACUCGAGAUCAUUUCACAGCGGGAUACGCAUCGCCUCCAUCCUACACGCAAGGAUAUUAUUACCUGAAUUUGCACACAGCGACAACGACAACGACACAAUUCCAUCAUCACGCCGAUUUGACGCCGCAUCACAUUUUCACGCCGGAUUUCAAUAAUUACGCAACGUCGACGUCCCGCAGUUGCUUUCCGGAGUAUUUUGCGACGUUUGCGGAUCCGAGUGCGCAAAUUAACAACAAUAACAGUGAAAAUAAUUUCAAUUUUGGCGCUUACGAGAGUCAGGUUGAAGAAAAUUUGAAGAAAAAAGAAAAGAAUGAAAGUGAAGAAAGUGCAAUUAUUGAAGAUCUCUCGAAUUACGACGGAUUAAAGAAGAAUUAUUGCGUACUGAGUAAUGUGAGUGACAGAAGUGACACAAAUGAUACAAAGUGUGAAGAGUUUUUUGAUGGCAAAGGGGAGACUUUUAAUGUGCAAGAUUCCGAUUUGUGCCCCGAAAUGGAUCAGGAAAUAAUUUACGUGAAAGGCAACGGCUCGAAUCGCAAGGAACGCACAGCAUUCACAAAAAGUCAAGUACGGGAUUUGGAAGCGGAAUUUAUGCAUUCAAACUAUUUGACGCGCUUGAGACGAUAUGAGAUUUCAGUUGCGCUGAAUUUAAGCGAGCGACAGGUCAAGGUUUGGUUCCAGAAUCGCCGCAUGAAGUUCAAAAGGGUCAAAAAUGGCGAAAAAUCGAAGACAUCGCACAAGUAG
Culicoides brevitarsis is the source of this 747-nucleotide messenger RNA. RefSeq names its product homeobox protein Hox-B9 (gene btn). Gene Ontology annotation, molecular function: DNA-binding transcription factor activity, RNA polymerase II-specific; RNA polymerase II cis-regulatory region sequence-specific DNA binding. Gene Ontology annotation, biological process: positive regulation of transcription by RNA polymerase II. The coding region runs from base 1 to 747 and encodes 248 amino acids. The transcript has 3 exons. Gene Ontology annotation, cellular component: nucleus. The record is from RefSeq and is a predicted model, not a curated record. NCBI's taxonomy places the organism in Eukaryota, Metazoa, Arthropoda, Insecta, Diptera, Ceratopogonidae.